Messenger RNA from Bactrocera latifrons, 4228 nucleotides. It is a transcript of the gene myd, whose product is annotated as 45 kDa calcium-binding protein. The record is from RefSeq and is a predicted model, not a curated record. The transcript is spliced from 5 exons. NCBI's taxonomy places the organism in Eukaryota, Metazoa, Arthropoda, Insecta, Diptera, Tephritidae. The coding region runs from base 2388 to 3791 and encodes 467 amino acids. Gene Ontology annotation, biological process: calcium-ion regulated exocytosis. Gene Ontology annotation, cellular component: endoplasmic reticulum. Gene Ontology annotation, molecular function: calcium ion binding.
UUUGGACAUACUGUAGUAGUUGCUCUUGCGGAUGGCGCAUGAAGCGCGACGAUGACGAAGUGUACUGUUAGUGUGCCGUCGGUAGCAGUGUGCCGUGGACGAGUGUGACGAUGUAACGCUACUAUUUGUUGCAUUCACCGUUGAGUUGUUGUUGUAGUUGUGCGGUUUAUCAUUUCGACUCUGUUGUUUUGCGAGCGUGUGGGCUAGUGGCGCGUCGCGUAGCAACCGUUAGUGAGUACUUACGAGCACACAUGCGGACGUGUGUGGGGAGGUGUGUCUGUGUGUUGAGCUUGUUAUGAAUGAGUGAUUUGUGUAGUAAAUUUAUACAGUGUCUGAUUUGCAACAAUUGUUGUUGCAGAGUGUGAAAACAAAAGGCGGAAAAAAUAACAACAACAGCGAAAGAGAGCAGGCAACAGGGCAAAAUAAGUAAAAUAACGGCUCAUUCUGCAGGUUUUUGCAUUUGUGCGUUUGUCUCCUUUGUUUGGCUGCAUUUAAUUAGCCUAGCAGCUGAAGCAAUUUAACAACAACAAGUGCCGAGCCUGAGUCGAUGAAAACAACAAAAAAAAUACGUAUAAGCAAGCGCAGACAGACAACAAGUAAAUCAGCAGUCGUUUAUGCGAAAAAGUUGUAAAAUGUGAUGGACUCAAGGGAAUGUGGCCCUGCAGUGGGAGUUUGUCACAUUGUAAGCGCUGAAGCCAAAAUUUAAACCAGUUGUAAAACAAGUAAUUUAUACAAUUCAACAAAGCAACAACAAAACAUGCGUGAACUGUAAUAAACUAGCGAAGAACGCAACAACAAUAACAACAGAAAACGUGCAUAACACAAAUAGAUAUCCAACGAAAAAAAGAAAAAUGCAGAAAAAAACGAAAACUGACGAAAACUGACGAAAAUAGCGAGCCAAAAGACAAAAGUCUAAGCCGCGCAAAUAAAAAUUGAAAGACCUGAAAUACCAAAAUAAAUUUAGACUGAAACCUAUUUUUUAGCCAGACCAAGCUAAGCCGAAAGGAAAGAAAAAAUUCACAGAAAAAGAAGCAAACAAAUUGCAAGUGCAUAAAUGGUAAGCAUGAACAUGUACGUUGCGGAGGGCGGCGGAAAGUGAGUGGUGAGUGGUGUGACAGGGGCAACUUGCAGAGCGCGAGUUAAAAGUGAACGUUGAGGUGGACUCAAGCGUCUGCUCUGCGGAUUUCGUUGAUUUACUUUCUUAUGGCGCAACCAGAGUGGAGAGCAGUGACAAACAACUGGUUUAGCAAGCGGCGGCAGAACUUCGAGUGGAAAAAAGACGAAAAAAACAAAAAAACAGCUAAGACAAAGCGCUAGUAAACCCAACAAUAGUGGCGGUAAGCAAGCGCCAAGUUAAUACAAGAUAUACAACAACAACUACUACGAAAGACACGCGUAAAAACCAUGAAUUACAUGAAAUAUGUAUAUGUAAAUGCUAAGGCGAGGCGGCAGCAGUAAGUGUUGCUUUCUGUUGUCUGUUGUAAACAACAACAGCAAAUGUACAUUCACCACACACAACUCGUGAGCCACAACCAGCCAAGAGACCAGCAAAAAGCCAAAACAAAAUCAAAGAGUUACACAAGCGAUAAGGCAGCGCCAGCAACACCAGCAACAACAGCGAAAGAGCAUGAGUUAAACCAGCUGCAACAACCACAACAAACGACUCAAUAGCAGCGGCGGCGCAGGCAGCAACAAUCUCGAGCGCCAUUGAGGCCACCAAUUCAUACAUAUGCAUAUACAUAGCGCACACACACACAGGAGUCAGCCAGUAAGUCUUCGAGCGAGUUGGCGUGCGGGCGCGUGCAAAUGUCGCGGCGCAACUUGAAUUCGUCAGACGUCAGUCGUCAGUCGAUCGUAGUGGGAUAGUGAAUCUUUUUCAGGGUUUACGCACAAAGACACACAACAACAACAAAUACAUACAAAUAAAAGAAGUGCGCCGAUAUUAAAAACGACUGCAGAACAGUCAGAGCGCCAUAGUGAGAGUGUGAGUGACAGUGACAGCUUUGUCACCAACUUUGCAAAAGUCUUGAUGUACAACAACAACCAAAAUAAUGGUGAAGUGACACUAAAAGAGCACAAUAAAAAUAUAAUAACAAGUAACAAGGCUCCAGCAGGGUCCUGCUGCGGCUAGGCUCGCAAGAGAUUCCAAUAAAGAAUGCGCAAAACGCACAAAGACAAGAAAAAUAAUUAAAAAUAUCACAAAUUUCCUAAAUAAAACAAGUGAAGUGCUACAAACUGUUGCAACAGCUGCAGCAACAACGAAAACAACAACAAUAUCAACACCGCAACUACGUUCCAUAUCAGUCGCUGAGCGGCGAGCAAACGGUGCGGUCAGCCGCUUUCAACAACAACAACACCAGAGUAGCAAAAACAAUAGCACAUUGACAAUGUCACCACUUGUCAGCAAACUCAGCAAGACUUUCCGCUGGCUGCGCUGGUCCACCAUUUGUGCCAUACUCUUCUACAUGUUCUUCAUUGGGCUGAUACUGCACAGCACCACAUACAAACUGCAGCACACGCUCAAAUCGCGGGCGGGGAGCGCCGAUAGCGGAGCGGCACAACAGGCCGGCGCACAACCACAACAAAUGCUGGAAUACUCAAACAAAUAUCCAAUAGAAGCGGAAGCAGCAAUACAACAACAAAGUAGGCUAACAAAAGAAGCGCUACAGCGAAGCGGACAAAAGAGUAUGGCCGAGAAGGUGGCAGUUUCGGCGGCGUUGCACGAGCAGUCGAGCGUAGCGAAUGGAAAUAAUGUGCUGAAAACACCGCCGGAAGCUGUGUUGGCCACAACAUUUCAACAACAAAAUGCCCAGCAGCGCUUGAGUGGUACAGGCGAUGGGCUGGCGAAGCGCGCGGGCAGUGAGAAGAGUAUAGCGGCGCGUGUUGCUGCCGUUGUGGCUAACGACGCGGCUGGCGGUGUUGUGAGCGUGAGUGGCGCGCGGCAAGGCGGUAAACCUAGCGAACCGGAAACUGUUAUUUUAGCAGCGAGCUCCGUCAACGAGAAACAAAUUCUCGAGAAAGCAUUCAAACGCGCCGAUCGAGAUGGUAACUCUGAGUUGACAAUUCAGGAACUUGGUGUUUACAUAAAUCAGAAGAUCUUGGAUCAUAUUGAGGAGGCGAUACAGAAUAAUCCACAUGAAUUUCAGCGUGUGGACAAAUCUCCCGCCGAUGGCUUAAUCACAUGGGAAGAAUAUCACACUUUCUUUCUCAAAGAGCACGGCAUGACUGAUGCAGACAUUGAUGAGCACAAUGAGAUAAAGCAUACAGCAUUGAAUAGAAAAGCGCGCGAAGAUAUGAUGCGCGACAAGGCACGUUGGUCGGAAGCAGCACGCACCGAUCUCUUUAGUCUCACGAUCGAUGAGUAUCUUUCAUUUCGACAUCCCGAAUCGAGUAUAUCAAAUUUACUGGAAUUAGUUGAUGAUUUACUGCGACAAUUUGAUCAGGAUGGCGAUGAUCAGUUGACGAUUGAUGAGUUCUCCGAAGUAAAUGUGGAUGAUGAUGAGGAUUUACGCAGAAAGUCGCUCAUCUCACAGACGGUUGUGGAGAGAAGGGCGGAAUUCAAGCGAAUUAUUGAUAAGAACAACGAUGGCAGGGCGGACAGGGAGGAGUUAUUGAAUUAUGUAAAUCCGAAGACGCCACGUUAUGCGCUGCAAGAGGCGGCAACACUAUUCAGUUUAUGUGAUGAGAACAAGGAUGGACGUCUGACGUUGAACGAGUUAACUGAGAAUGCGGAGAUUUUCCUCACCUCCAAAAUGAUUGACACGGCAAACAGUUUCCACACGGAAUUCUAAGUGCGCCAGCCAAAGUGAAUUGAUGAAAUGGAGGGUGCCUGGGGAACUGACAAUUGCAACAAGUCCGUGCAAACAGACUGCAGUGUAUAUAAUGAAUGUGGAAAAAUUAGAUUUAAUUGAAAUCUGCACAAUUAUUUGACUGCUCGGAAAUUUAGUUUUCAGUUAUUUCAAAUACUUGGUCAGUUAAUUAGACUACAUUUUAAUAAAUUUAUCUUAGCCACACUUUGUCAAAGAAAUACAUCUUUUUUCUCACAUUUUUCAAAAUGAAAAUAUUUGUUUUACCUCUAUUUACAAUUAACAAAUGUUGAUCAAAAUUUUCUCGAUCGUCAAACUGCUUAUUGAACUUAACCGACUUAUCGAUAAAUGGCACAAAUAAAAAACAAAUAAUACAGAUUGAAAUUAAAUUGUCAAGAAGUCAAUUCGUAGAAAUAAAACAU